UCGGAGGCUGCGGAUCUCAAGAAGUACUGAGGUGUAGUAUCGAAGUGUAGGAGAUGACUCAAAAGGAGUCGCCUUUCCCUCGCUCCUUCUCGUUUUGAGGGGAGCGGAAGCGGGCGGCUGUGCAAAGGUAGCGUCUUGGAGCGGAGAGAUGAGCGCGGGGACAGAUAAUGCGGCGGCUGAUGGCGGUCGGAGAUGUGGUGAGCAGAUGGAGUUGGUGGUGAGAGGAAAGAGGGACGUGAAGCCUAUGUUCGUCAGGGUCGGUAUCGCCAUUGCUCUCUCCUUGGCCGGCUUCGUCGUCUCCCAGCUCCGGCCCCAUCCACGCUCUUCCCUUCGUCCGCCUUCUCGUCGGCCCUCGCCCUCAGCUGCUGCAGAGUCGAAAUCAGGUGGGCAGGAUAGCGGCGGUUGCCUCCAACAGGAAGUCGGCACCCUGAAAACUGAAGAGGAUUUGAUGGAGAUUAUCAAUGGCACCGCCAUCACUGCCACAGGCGAAGAAGCAGGCUUUCUCUUGCCUGGAUUUGACGAUCUUGUAAUGCAAGAAUUUGAGGUGACAAGGAAGGACCUGGAAACCACCCCAAUUACCACCAUGCCUGAGAAACCUGUGAUGCAAGAAAGGGCCAUGAUGGAGCAAGAGAUUACAAAUCUUAAGGAGUUGGUUUUGUCCCUACAGGAGAGGGAGAGGUGUCUUGAGCAACAGUUGUUAGAUUACCAUGGACUGAAAGGGCAAGAAGCUGUUGUGAGAGAGCUUGUGAAUCGAUUGAAGAUUAGUUCGAUGGAGGCUAAGUUGUACAUGUUAAAGAUUGAGUCUUUGCAGGCUGACAACCAGACUCUACAAGCUCAGCUGGAGGACUAUGCGAAAGCAAUUAGUGAGCUUGAUGCUGCAAGGGAACAUAUUAAGCUUUUGGAUGAGAAGUUGGAAUCAGAUAGGGACAAGGAAAAAGAGAUAAUGGUCUCCCUUCACCAGAGAAUCAGUUCGUUACAGCAAAGGGAGCAGAAAGAUGUGGAGAAUGAUGCAGAGGUCAAAAGCAAGUUGAAGAAGUUGGAGGAACUGGAACAUGAGUCCAUGGAUCUCAGAAUGAUCAACUCAAGGUUGGCAGAGGAGAAUUCAGACUUGGCGAGGAAGUUGAAAUCCACACAAAAUACUGCAUCUGCAGUUCGUGAGGAUGCAAAGGCAGAAGCAUUGGAGGAAGCCAACCGCUUCAGGAAGGUGAAUGAAAAAUUGAUAGAGGAGAUUGAACAGCUCCAAAUUGAUCGGUGCACUGAUGUUGAGGAGCUGGUGUAUCUUCGAUGGGUAAAUGCUUGCUUAAGGUACGAGCUGAAGAAUCACCAGCCACCUUCAGAAGAAACACUUGCAAGAGAUCUUAGCAAGAGUUUGAGUGUUAAAUCCAAAACGAAGGCCAAACAACUUAUACUGGAAUAUGCCAAUUUGGGUGCUGAUGAAAAAAGUUCGAAUUAUUUUGAAGUCAACUCAAAUUAUUCUUCUUCUUCACAAGCAUCUGCCGGAGAACCUGAAGAUACGUCAAUUGACAACUCAUCCUUGGUAAAACAUGGUAGUUCAAAUAAAGCAAAGUUUCUUAACAAACUUAAGAAGAUAGUGUUAGGAAAAGGCAAGCACAGUAAGAAAGUUUCAGCCGUAGAUACAAGCUCUGGAAGUUCCGAAAGAAGAGCAUCUUUCUCGACCUGUUCUUUUGAUGAUGCCAUUGGAAUGGAUUCAUAUGAUAGCUCAUCAUCAUGCAUGAUAGAGAAAGUGGCUGCAGUGAAUUCAUUGGCAGGAACAGAAGCACAAACAGUUGAAGGACAAUGUAAUAAAGAUGUUUUCUCUCAAGAUAACUCUAGGCUCUCUUUAGACAUUCAAAGGUUGCAGGAGCAUGAUCUGGAAGAAGUAAUGGAGGAAAAAGGCCUGCUUCGUAGAAGGGAUUGUGCAACAUCAUGUGAUUAUAUGAAAAUAUCCUUUUUAGAACAUUCAUUAAUCAGUUGUGAAAGGAAUCCUCUUGAUCAAGAAAAUGCUUACAUUCCUGAUAAAGUUGAGCUGAAAAAGUAUGCAGAUGCUUUGAGAAGUUCAAGAGGGAUACCCAAAUUAAAUAGAAGAUCAGCAUCUUCUAGAUAUUGAUGCCAAUAUAUUUCAUCACGGAGUAUUAGUUGUCCAAACACAGCUGAAGUAUCUGGAUCCCAGCAGAGUAGAUGCUUGUGUUUUGCCAGUAAAAUAUUGAAAUCAUGAAUACAAAUGUUGUCAAAUUUGUAGAUUUCU
This is a messenger RNA of Musa acuminata AAA Group (dessert banana), 2245 nucleotides long. Its product is annotated as protein CHUP1, chloroplastic-like. The transcript is spliced from 4 exons. Bases 149 to 2107 code for a protein of 652 amino acids. Gene Ontology annotation, biological process: chloroplast organization. The record is from RefSeq and is a predicted model, not a curated record. Lineage: Eukaryota; Viridiplantae; Streptophyta; Magnoliopsida; Zingiberales; Musaceae. Gene Ontology annotation, cellular component: chloroplast outer membrane.